UUAAAGCCAGACUCAAACCCCGCGCAAACACUGCUGUUCAUCUCUCUGUGCUUGUUACGCUGUUGAGGUGUUUGUGUUUACCUCAGCGGUGUUUGAUUGUGUUCUGUGGUUAACGAUGCCUAAAAGAUCGUGUCCGUUUACCGAGUCAUUUUCUACUCAGUAUAAAAUCCAUGUGGGACAGAAAGAGCUGAACCUGCACGGUGUGUUCGGAAACAAGUACAGACAAGAAGUUUACGAAAAGACCAAAAACCUGCUUUUCAAUGGAACCCGUGCUGUAAUGGGCCGCAUUUGGAAGGUGGAUCCAGAGGGAAAGUGCUCAGACGUGGACGCAUGUAAUCAGGCUGAUGUGACGCAGCCAACGAAUCAGAUGCUGCUCAGAGGACAAACCCGCAUUGGAUUUGAUGGCAAGCUUAAAAAAGCGGAACCAGUUUCAGGCAGCGUAGCCACUACUGCAGUGUGCGGAGUGUGUCAGAGGGCAUCAGGAGCGAGGCGAGCGUGUUCUCAGUGUGAUCGACCAGCGUGUUCUACCUGUUCACAGCAAUGCAGCAGCUGCUCCAGUCACUGCUGCUCUGUCUGCACAGUCACGGAUUACACUGACCGCUAUGACAGAGUCCUGUGCUGUAGCUGCUCGUCAUGAUCAGAUUUAUAGCAAGAAGGACUUUACUGGAUGGGUGGAUGGAUGAAUGCGAGUGUCGUGUUGUGCUUGUAAUGAGCCUUAGAUCAUUCCUUAGUGUAAAUGAAAUUUUAUAUACAUUUUACACGUGUACUAUGCUGUUUGUUUGUACAUAUGUAUUUUUAAUCCAGUAAAUAAACACUUGGAACUGUU
Molecule: messenger RNA, 826 nt
Organism: Trichomycterus rosablanca
Lineage: Eukaryota; Metazoa; Chordata; Actinopteri; Siluriformes; Trichomycteridae
Gene: siva1
Product: SIVA1, apoptosis-inducing factor
Exons: 4
Coding region: 116-637 (173 amino acids)
Biological process (GO): extrinsic apoptotic signaling pathway
Molecular function (GO): CD27 receptor binding
Source: RefSeq, a predicted model, not a curated record